AUGAUCGAAUUCGCCAAACCGUUACAGAACAUUCUGCGCAUUAAACAGAUCAAUACGACCGAUCUCGUAUGGCGUCUGCACUGCCGUGCAACGGUGUAUCUACUGUUGCUUGCGUCACUGCUCCUUUCGGCCCGCCAAUACUUUGGAAAUCCGAUCGACUGCGUCAUCGGAAGUGGCACGGUUCCGGCUUCGACAAUGAACGAAUUUUGUUGGAUCAUGGGCACGUACAUCAGCAGCGAUCCGAACUUUGUGUUGGACAGCACCGAUUUGGUGAAGAUCAAUGCCAAGAUUGGCCACAUACCGGAGAGUGAACGAUCGUACCAGAAAUACUACCAGUGGGUUGUGUUCAUACUGGCGCUGCAGGCCGGCAUGUUCUCGCUGCCGAAUUUUCUCUGGAAAGCUUGGGAAGGUGGCCGUUUACAAGCACUCUGCGAUGGUUUAACUUCACCCCUUGUGCCGGAUCUGUGGGAAAAAUCACGCAAGAAGCAACUUAUCACUCAUCUGGUGGCCGAAUUUCCACGCCUGCACCGAACGUACUUCCUGCGCUAUUGUUUCUGCACGCUGUUCAACUUCUGCAACGUACUAUUGAACAUUUUCCUCGUGAAUGUGAUUUUUUCCGGCUUUUGGACCAACUACCAUCCCGCCGUAACGGCACUGCUGUCGUUCGAUUUUCCCUCCUGGAACCGGUAUAAUUCACAAAUGUUUCCUAAGAUUGCCAAAUGUGACUUCCACUUCAUUGGACCAAGCGGUUCCAAACAGAAUCGCGAUGGACUCUGUAUAUUGUCGCUGAACGUAGUGAAUGAGAAGAUAUUUGCCUUUCUCUGGGUGUGGUUUCUGAUGCUGCUGCUGAUAUCUGGGCUGAAUCUGCUGUACUGGGUAGUGGUGCUGUGUAGCAAGAGCUUUCGUCUGUGGGUUAUAGCAACCCCACUGUAUCCGAUCCGUUCAGCGGUCGUGUCCCGGGCACUCGAAGGACAAGGCAUCGGGAAGUGGUUCCUGUUGCAUCAAUUGUGCCGAAACCUGAACCCGAUCCUCUGCCGAGAACUGUUGCAGAGCCUGUCGAAGGCGAAAACCAACAACCGCAAAACGUACCGAAUGGGAGGAAAGGGUGGCGAACCGGACUUUUACACCGAUCCGGAAGGAUUUGCCGAGGAGGAUGUAUAA
This is a messenger RNA of Anopheles marshallii, 1161 nucleotides long. RefSeq names its product innexin inx2 (gene zpg). NCBI's taxonomy places the organism in Eukaryota, Metazoa, Arthropoda, Insecta, Diptera, Culicidae. The coding region runs from base 1 to 1161 and encodes 386 amino acids. The transcript has 3 exons. Gene Ontology annotation, molecular function: gap junction channel activity. Gene Ontology annotation, biological process: phototransduction. Gene Ontology annotation, cellular component: gap junction; plasma membrane. The record is from RefSeq and is a predicted model, not a curated record.